CUCAUAAGUAAGCACAGCAUACAAAGUAGGUUAGGCCUGGUGUUUUUCUCCCAAGUCUGUAUUUCAACAACAUUUCAAAGACAGGAACAGAACUUAACGCUUGGGCACAUCGUUGAGCCGAGUUAAAGGAAGACGAAAUCUCAACCGUGCCGUUUUAGAGCACGCGCAAAGGCACCCUUGAUGAGCUACUACAGUCGGGAUCUAGAAGGGGCUUCCGCACGCGCCUAUGUGUAGGCCUGUUGACCCACAUUUUGCACAUGCCCGUGUCUCUGCAGGCUGUCAGAUGGUUCCCUUUCAAAUGUCUUUCCGAUGCUUGAAGUGUUUCUUCCACAGACUGACCCAUGAAGCAUCAUCAUCAUGAGCUCUAUAGACAGGGAUGAUGGAAGCAUUUUUGACGGGUUGAUGGAGGAGGAUGAGAGGGACAGGGCCAAGCGAGUUUCUCGGAAUAAAUCAGAGAAGAGGAGGAGAGACCAGUUCAAUGUCCUCAUCAAAGAACUGGGCACCAUGUUGCCUGGCAACACCAGAAAGAUGGACAAGUCAACUAUUUUACAGAAAAGCAUUGAUUACCUGCAUAAGCAUAAAGAAACUGCAGCACAGUCGGAGUCGAGUGAGAUCAGACAGGACUGGAAACCCCCAUUCCUUAGUAAUGAGGAGUUUACACAAAUCAUGCUGGAGGCACUGGAUGGCUUCUUCCUCGUUAUCCUGACAGAUGGGAACAUCAUUUAUGUGUCUGAAAGUGUCACAUCUUUGCUUGGACAUCUGCCUUCAGAUUUGGUGGAUCAGAACCUAUUGAACUUCCUUCCUGUUGGAGAGCAUGCAGAUGUGUACAAAGCUCUGUCUUCACACCCGGAAGGCGAGAACCUUAGUCCUGAAUACCUCAAGACUAAGAGUCAGUUGGAGUUUUUCUGUCACCUGCUCAGAAGUACUAUGGAUCCCAAGGAGCUGCCCGUUUAUGAAUACGUCAAAUUUAUCGGCAACUUCAAGUCCCUUAGCAACAUGCCUCGUACAACUCGAAAUGGCCUGGAAGGGGUGCUUCAGCGGUCAUUGCGUCCAGCCUUUGAUGACCACGUGUGCUUUGUAGCAACCGUGCGGCUAGCCAAACCACAGUUCAUCAAAGAGAUGUGUACAGUGGAGGAACCUAAUGAAGAGUUUACCUCACGACACAGUCUAGAGUGGAAAUUUCUCCUAUUAGAUCACAGAGCUCCUCCCAUCAUUGGCUAUUUACCCUUUGAGGUGCUGGGAACGUCUGGCUAUGACUACUAUCAUGUAGAUGACCUGGAGUCAUUGGCCAAAUGCCAUGAACAUUUCUGUGGUUGUGCAGUGAUGCAGUUUGGGAAGGGGAAGUCCUGCUACUAUCGCUUCCUAACUAAAGGCCAGCAGUGGAUCUGGCUGCAGACGCACUACUACAUCACCUACCACCAGUGGAACUCACGGCCUGAGUUCAUCGUCUGCACACACACCGUGGUGAGUUAUGCAGAGGUGCGAGCAGAGCAGCGGAGAGAGAUGGGCUUGGAGGAGUCGCCUUCUGAGCCUGUAGUAGAUAAGCAGUGCCAUGACUCAGGUUCAGAGUCACAGUUGAAUACCUCCAGCCUGAAGGAGGCACUGGAGCAUUUUGAUCACAGCCGCACUCCAUCCACCUCCUCCCGGAGCUCCCACAAGUCCUCCCACACAGCUCUCUCUGACAGCACAUGUACCUCCACACCCUCAAAGCUGCAGAUAGAGGUGAACCCUCUUCCUUCUCCUCCUCCUCCUCUUCCUCUUCCUACUCUUCUUCGGGUCACCGGGCAGUCGCAGCGGUGCUCUUUGGGCAGUGGCCAGACUGUCAGUUCCCAGAAUACACCACAGACUGCAUCUCCUGUUCAGGGCAACCAACAGCAUCAGACUAACGCACAGUAUUCUGCUCAGUUGAAUGCCAUGCAGCAUCUGAAGGAGCAGUUGGAGCAGAGGACGCGCAUGAUCGAGGCCAACAUUAAGAAGCAGCAGGAGGAGCUGAGACAAAUACACGAACAACUGCAGCGUGUGCAGGGCCAGGGGCUUCAGAUGUUUGUACAGCAGGCAGGAGGAGGGGUCAAUAUGCCGCUUCCUUCGGUGGGUGGCACUUCAAUCCUAGCUGUAGGGUCACAAUGUGGAGUUGUAGCCAUUCAGGGGCAGAGUAUCACAAGCACUGCCCACAGUGGAACUCAGAAUGCCCUCCCACAACAAGCUCUACCCUCUCAACAGAGUCAACAAGUCUCUGCGCUCACACAGCAGGGCCAGGUAUAUAACACCAUUGGUCAGCCUGCCAAUGCCAGUAUGGUGCAAAUACCCAGCACUUUGGCACAGAACGUCAAUCAAGGAGCUUCUAUCAACAGGUUUCCCACAGGGCAGCAGCUGGUGACGAAGCUAGUGACAGCACCUGUAGCAUGUGGUGCCGUGAUGGUCCCCACCACCAUGUUCAUGGGUCAGGUGGUGACUACCUACAGCCCGUUGGCACCGCAACAGGGCCCGGCACAAGCCACCACCCAGCCCGAUGCUCAAAAGCAAGCGGCCACAGUGCAGCCAACGCAGCAGCAAGGAUUGCCACAGCAGCAGACAUUUCUACAGGGCACCCGUAUUCUUCAUGGCAACCAGCCCACACAACUAAUUCUACAGGCUUUCCCUAUUCAACAACAGAGUGUAUUCCCCACAACACAACAGCAACAACGUCAACAACAACAAAGGCCACAACAGCAGCAAUUGAAACCUCAGACUCAAAAGCAGCAGAAAGCUCCUGCCUCUCAUCGGACUGAUAGCUUGGGUGCCCAAUCCCAGUGACACAGAAGAGGGCAGUAGCCAGUGGUGCUUUUUAUAAAUCAUAAAAACAGUGUUAAUUGGAAGGUAAUUGGCAUAAUCUGACAACAAGGGUAUUUCUUCCAUGGUGACUUCUAUAGUUUCUUAACAGAAACCUCUUAAACAAAGAACCCAUCAUAACAGCACGGAAUGUGACACCACCAGAUGGUUAUCAUUGCAACUGCACAGAACUCCAAACAUUUCACAGUAACAGAAGGACAAUGCAAGGCCUUGACACCAUGGGUUUUGCAGCUUCUUUUUUUUUCUUUGUAUUUAUUUAAGCAACAUGAAUCAGGAUACACAAUGAAAAGGAAACUCUGAAAACUCCCUCCUUAUGACCUGUACUUUGCGACCUGUGUAACAUGCCAUGUAGAUUUUCAAGCGUGAAGGAUCACCACCAGAAAGCAGUUAUUUUAUACCCUGCAUGAGAGCGUAAACUUUCACUUGUAGUUCUACUGUCAUGAUUUUAUUUUGUAAUUGUAUUCUAAGGAGAGAGAGAGAGAGAGAUUUUGGUUGCUUGUAGCAUCUAUUAGGCUUGAGGCAGUAAAAAAGAGCACAUUUACUUUAUCUUAAUUAUUUUCUUUUGAAACAUUUUAUUCAGAAGGGGACAGUGUUAACUCUUUUCUGUAGUUAUCGGAUCUUUGAAGUGCCAAGAAUUGGUUAAACAUCCCCUAAACAAAGUAUUUAAAAGAGUAAAUUAAUGUUUCUCUCCAAAUUGUGUAUAGGAUAUUAAUUGCUUUUGAAUGAUGAUUGUAGUCCUCUUAAAAGUGUCUUCCUCUUCCUGUUGUGUUUUGUACAUACUGUGUAUAUGCGGACUGAAUUGACACUCAUAGCGAUCUUCUUGCUUGUGUGUGUGUGCGUGUGUAUGCACGCAUGUGUGUGCGCACUUCUGAAAGCAGUUUGAGCAGGUGCAUUUUAUGUCUUGAUGUAAAAAACAGACAAGGGUGUGUGUGUGUGUGUGUGUGUGUGUGUGUGUGUGUGUGUGUGUGCGCACGCGCGCAGACCCUCGGUCUACAAACAGUUUGCAUAUAUUUGUAUUUUUCAGAUAUAGGAAAUAUAAGAAAUAUGGUUGCAUUAAAACUUGAAACUCUAGAAACUGUUUCAGAAACUGAUAACUGCUCUAGCAUUCCAUGCCCUAUUGGUUUUGGGGAUUAUGCAACAAGCCAUGUUCAGCCAUAUCCA
Electrophorus electricus (electric eel) is the source of this 3990-nucleotide messenger RNA. RefSeq names its product clock circadian regulator b (gene clockb). Gene Ontology annotation, molecular function: DNA-binding transcription factor activity, RNA polymerase II-specific; E-box binding; protein dimerization activity. Lineage: Eukaryota; Metazoa; Chordata; Actinopteri; Gymnotiformes; Gymnotidae. Gene Ontology annotation, biological process: regulation of transcription by RNA polymerase II; circadian regulation of gene expression. Gene Ontology annotation, cellular component: cytoplasm; CLOCK-BMAL transcription complex; nucleus. The record is from RefSeq and is a predicted model, not a curated record.